This is a messenger RNA of Neomonachus schauinslandi (Hawaiian monk seal), 3865 nucleotides long. RefSeq names its product erythrocyte membrane protein band 4.1 (gene EPB41). The record is from RefSeq and is a predicted model, not a curated record. The transcript has 21 exons. Gene Ontology annotation, cellular component: plasma membrane; cytoskeleton. Bases 206 to 3172 code for a protein of 988 amino acids. Lineage: Eukaryota; Metazoa; Chordata; Mammalia; Carnivora; Phocidae. Gene Ontology annotation, molecular function: structural molecule activity; actin binding. Gene Ontology annotation, biological process: cortical actin cytoskeleton organization.
CGACUGCUCGCUCGCUCACUCGCUCGCUCGCUCCCUCCCUCCCUCCGCCGGUGGGUUAGUCAGUCAGUCAGUCCGCCAGCAGCCGGCGGGCCCGCGAGCCGCAGAGGGCCCGAGUCUCGGCGCCGGCGCCUUCUCCUGCCAUUGUUCGUCGGGCUUCUGCAGCGGCGGGCUCGGGAGCCCCGGCCCCGGGGACCACUGCAACAUCAUGACAACAGAGAAGAAUUUAGUGGCUGAAGCUGAAAAUUCACAGCACCAACAACAGAAGGAAGAAGGUGAGGGAGCCACAAAUUCAGGCCAACAAGAAACUCAGCUGGAAGAGGCUUCUCAAGAGGCAGCUGAGGGAGAUAAUCAGUGUGAGCAGAAGCUGAAAACAUCUAAUGGAGAUACUCCUACACAUGAAGACUUAACCAGAAACAAGGAGCGGACAUCAGAAAAUAGGGGCCUGUCACGGCUGUUCUCCUCAUUUCUCAAAAGGCCAAAGUCUCAGGUUUCUGAGGAAGAAGGCAAAGACGUAGAGUCAGCUAAAGAGAAAUGUGAAGGAGGUCAGAAAGAGAUAGAAUUUGGACCCAGUCUUGAUGAAGAGAUCAUUUUAAAAGCCCCAAUUGCAGCUCCUGAACCUGAACUCAAAACAGACCCAUCCUUGGAUCUUCAUUCAUUAAGCAGUGCAGAAACACAGCCUGCUCAGGAAGAACACAGAGAGGAUCCAGACUUUGAAACUAAGGAAGGAGGAGGCCUUGAAGACUGCUCUAAAAUAGAAGUAAAAGAAGAAAGUUGUGACUCAAAAGCAGAAAGAGAAUUAAAAGCUUCCCAGAAAUCAAUCAGAAGACACAGAAACAUGCAUUGCAAGGUUUCUUUGUUGGAUGACACAGUUUAUGAAUGUGUUGUGGAGAAACAUGCUAAGGGACAAGAUUUGCUUAAACGAGUGUGUGAGCACCUCAAUCUUUUGGAAGAGGACUACUUUGGUCUAGCCGUUUGGGAUAAUGCAACCUCAAAGACAUGGCUGGAUUCUGCCAAAGAAAUAAAAAAGCAAGUUCGUGGUGUCCCCUGGAAUUUCACAUUUAAUGUAAAGUUUUAUCCACCUGACCCAGCACAGUUAACAGAAGAUAUAACAAGAUAUUAUUUAUGCCUUCAGCUUCGACAGGAUAUAGUUGUGGGACGUCUGCCCUGUUCCUUUGCCACCUUAGCAUUAUUAGGUUCUUACACCAUCCAGUCUGAGCUGGGAGACUAUGACCCAGAACUUCAUGGUGCCGAUUAUGUUAGUGAUUUUAAACUGGCCCCAAAUCAGACCAAGGAACUUGAAGAGAAGGUCAUGGAACUGCAUAAGUCAUACAGGUCCAUGACUCCAGCUCAAGCUGACCUGGAAUUUCUUGAGAAUGCCAAAAAGUUGUCUAUGUAUGGUGUUGACCUUCAUAAAGCAAAGGACUUGGAAGGAGUGGAUAUCAUCCUAGGUGUCUGCUCUAGUGGCCUUCUGGUUUAUAAAGAUAAGCUGAGAAUUAACCGCUUUCCUUGGCCCAAAGUGUUGAAGAUUUCUUACAAACGUAGCAGCUUUUUCAUCAAGAUCCGACCUGGAGAGCAAGAACAAUAUGAGAGUACCAUUGGAUUCAAACUUCCCAGUUACCGAGCAGCUAAGAAAUUAUGGAAAGUCUGUGUAGAGCAUCACACGUUUUUCAGACUGACAUCUACAGACACCCUUCCUAAAAGCAAAUUUCUUGCACUGGGAUCCAAAUUUCGAUACAGUGGACGGACUCAGGCACAGACCAGGCAAGCUAGUGCCCUGAUUGACAGACCUGCCCCACACUUCGAGCGUACAGCAAGCAAACGGGCAUCCCGGAGCCUUGAUGGAGCAGCAGCUGUUGAUUCAGACCGAAGUCCCCGGCCCACCUCUGCACCAGCCAUUGCUCAGAGUGAGGACACAGAGGUUUCUAAAGCACAGAAGGAAACAGUGAAGGUUGAAGAGCAAAAGGAAGAAGUGCCGCCCGAGCAAGCUGAGCCAGAGCCCACAGAAGCGUGGAAGGUGGAAAAAACCCACAUCGAGGUCACAGUACCCACCUCAAAUGGUGACCAAACACAGAAAAAGAGAGAGAGACUAGAUGGUGAAAACAUUUAUAUCAGACAUAGCAAUUUAAUGUUGGAGGAUUUAGACAAAAGUCAAGAAGAGAUAAAAAAACAUCAUGCCAGCAUCAGUGAGCUGAAAAAGAACUUCAUGGAAUCUGUACCAGAACCACGGCCUAGUGAAUGGGAUAAACGCUUAUCCACUCAUUCCCCAUUCCGAACGCUUAACAUCAAUGGGCAGCUUCCCACAGGAGAAGGAAAUAUAAAUGGCAUUCGAACAGAGGAGGUGGCUGCCGUGACAAAGGGGCCAUCUACCAAUCCUGACUCUGAAUGGGAUGGUCCCAAGCACUCAGUAAUUCCUAGUAAGAGCCAAAUGACCACCCCGUCGGAGUCUCCACAAAGCUUUGAGUUUGGCUCCCUCUCCAUAAGCAGCAAGGAGACAGAAGAGAAGGAGCAGGGGGCAGCUGGCUAUCUUGAUGUUAAGAAAAUGCCAAGAGGCUCAAGUGGGGAAUGUAUAGGAGUGGAGGAACAGGCCAGUGCCUUAAAGUUCUCAGUAUCACCAGCUUCCUCUCAGCUGCAACUUGGUGAAAAAAAGGCAGAGAGUAGUGAAGAAUAUGUUACACCAGGAGAGCCACUUGGAAAGCAAAAUGGAUCAUUUCAUGACUCUCGUGUGGGUAACCAGUUCCCCACCCUCAUUCGAAGUUUCCAGCCUCCCCUGGUGAAGACUCAGACCGUCACCAUCUCAGAUACUGCCAAUGCUGUGAAAAGUGAAAUCCCAACCAAAGAUGUCCCUAUUGUUCACACUGAGACCAAGACCAUCACUUAUGAGGCUGCCCAGACCGACGACAGCAAUGGGGACUUGGACCCGGGAGUCUUGCUGACAGCUCAGACCAUCACAUCUGAGACGACAAGCAGCACAACCACAACUCAGAUUACCAAGACUGUAAAAGGUGGGAUUUCAGAGACCCGGAUUGAGAAGAGAAUUGUGAUCACAGGAGAUGCCGAUAUUGACCAUGAUCAGGUCCUUGUACAGGCCAUCAAGGAGGCAAAGGAGCAGCACCCAGACAUGUCAGUGACCAAGGUGGUCGUCCAUCAGGAGACCGAAAUCUCUGAGGAAUGAGCUCAGGAACUAUCCUACCCCAACUCCCGGCCUGUCUCCCAUCCAAGAGAAAACCAGCAAAAUGAUAAAGAAGCUUACCUGCAAUAGUCAAGACAUCAGGCUUUCAAAAUUACUCUAAACCACCAGAAAAUUAAUUUCGUUUUCUAUUUGGAGUUUAUACCGAGAGAGUCUUCUAGACAUUGCUGAUUCUUUUAAUACCUUUUUCUAUAUUGUGAUACCAGAAAUUGUUCAACUUUUCACUCUGUGGACUGUUUUUAAAGAGCUUUUUGUUUUUUUAUGCGGUGGUUUGUAACCCCUUCAACCUAGCCUCUCCCCAUUUAUUUCCAACUCAGAUACUGACAGGUCUACAGAAUUCUUGAGGAAAUCCUCCAGAGACUGUCAGCUGUGUUGGGGGCCAAAGCCAGCUUAAUGGGGCUUCCCUGCUCCUCCCCUAGUUUUAUACCCUUUCGAUGUCAGCAGAAACUUCAUGAACCAGCCCUUUCUCAGAGCCAAUGAUGUGACUUUACCAAGUGAGGCAGGGCACCUGUCCUGAUCCACAGACCCCAGGGAGACAUCCCUGUCUUUCUGUUGAGGGUGGUUUUGGUGAGGCAGAGAUCUCUGCUAAGAAUGUAGUAUUGUUUUUCCUUCUUUCCUCCUAUUCUUUCUUUUUGGAGCUUCGUUAGAUCAAAGACAUAAGAAGUUGUUUCAGAUAUA